Trichoderma virens Gv29-8 is the source of this 1083-nucleotide messenger RNA. RefSeq lists its product as uncharacterized. The record is from RefSeq and is a predicted model, not a curated record. Gene Ontology annotation, biological process: nucleoside metabolic process. Lineage: Eukaryota; Fungi; Ascomycota; Sordariomycetes; Hypocreales; Hypocreaceae. Bases 1 to 1083 code for a protein of 360 amino acids. Gene Ontology annotation, molecular function: catalytic activity. The transcript has a single exon.
AUGAAACCAAAAUUCUCGGGUCGAAAGACUCACAAUGCCUACACCGUCGCUGUGGUGUGCGCCAUGAGCUUUGAAAUGAGCGCUGUUCGCUUUAUGCUAGACCAAGAACACCACCGCUUGCCGGCAAAACCAGGAGACUCCAAUAUGUACACCCUCGGCGAUCUCCACGGCCACAACGUCGUCCUCGCCUGCCUACCCGGCCAGCAGGGGAAGGGCGCCGCUGCAACCGUUGCCACCAAUAUGUCCCGUACGUUCCCGUCCAUCAAAUGGCGUUUCCUUGUGGGCAUUGGGGGUGGAGUUCCUAGUGACAAGAACGACAUCCGUUUGGGGGACGUGGUCGUUAGCAUGCCUGAAGGAAUGCAUGGCGGCGUUGUCCAGUAUGAUAUGGGGAAGGAUACGGAUGCCAGCUUCCUUUUGAAGGGCUUCUUGUGGCCGCCGCCUCCCUUGCUGAGGAGCGCCGUCGAGCAGAUGCGAUCUGACCACUUGGUCUUCGACAACAAGAUCCAGGAGUACUUGUCUGCCAUGGUCCAUAAGUGGCCGCGGCUUACCAUUUAUAACCGUCCAUCACAGCCUGAUGUCUUGUACUGCGAGGAUUACCGGCAUCCAACCGGUGCCCUUUCCUGUGCUGACUGCGACCCAUCUCAGACAAUCGACAGGAUGGCGCGCCAGUUUGAGUGUCCCAUGAUCCACUACGGGCUGAUUGCGUCGGGCGAUCGCGUCCUGAAAAGCGCAAUGAAGAGAAGUGAAAUCGUUCAGAGUCUGGGAAACGUGCUCUGUCUCGAGAUGGAAGCGGCUGGUAUAAUGAGCGAAUUCCCGUGCAUUAUCAUCCGUGGCAUCUCGGACUACGCCGACUCGCAUAAAAACGAUAGUUGGCAGCAUUUUGCAGCUGCAGCGGCAGCUGUUUGCACCAAGGAGCUCUUGUCUUAUGUCGAUGCAGACCCUGCAUCGGUUGAACACGCUCCAUCAAGCACAGCAACCUCGCAAAGAGACGAAGCGACUAGAGGCCAUGUCUUUCAUGGUCGGGGUGUGCAACAUACUGGCUCGGGAAGUUUCUCAAUUGGGGGGAAUUUGAAUAUUCGCUGA